AUGCUCCGAACCAUCGCCCGAACCCACGCUGUGGCCGCCACCAAGGUCGUGCGAGCCUCCACUUUUUCUGCCACCCCCGCCGCCUCUUUUGUGCGAUUCCAGUCCGUCUGGGCCAAGGUCCCCCAGGGUCCCCCCGACGCCAUUCUCGGAAUCACCGAGGCGUUCAAGAAGGACGCCUUUGAGCAGAAGAUCAACCUCGGUGUUGGCGCCUACCGAGAUGACGGCGGAAAGCCCUUCGUUCUUCCCUCCGUCCGAGAGGCCGAGAAGGAGGUGGUGAACAAGGCCCUCGACAAGGAGUACGCCCCCAUCACCGGAGUCCCCGCCUUCACCAAGGCUGCUGCCGAGCUCGCUUACGGCGCCGACUCCCCCGCCGUCCUCGAGGACCGAAUUGCCAUCACCCAGACCAUCUCCGGUACCGGUGCUCUGCGAAUCGGAGCCGAGUUCCUCAACAAGUUCUACUCCUCCAAGAAGAUUCUGCUCCCCCAGCCUUCUUGGGCUAACCACAAGGCCGUUUUCACCGCCGCCGGCCUCGAGCCCGCCACCUACCGGUACUACGACCCCAAGAACAUUGCCCUCGACUUUGAGGGUCUGCUCGCCGACCUGGAGGCUGCCCCCAACGGAACCGCCGUCCUUCUGCACGCCUGUGCCCACAACCCCACCGGUGUUGACCCCACUCCCGAGCAGUGGCGAAAGAUUGAGGAGGUCGUCAAGGCCAAGGGCCACUUCCCCUUCUUCGACAUGGCCUACCAGGGCUUUGCCACCGGUGACGUCAACCGAGACGCCUACCCCAUCCGAUACUUUGUCGAGCAGGGCCACGAGGUUGCUCUGUGCCAGUCCUUCGCCAAGAACAUGGGUCUUUACGGUGAGCGAGUCGGUGCUUUCUCUCUUGUCUGCCAGGACACCGCCGAGAAGAACCGAGUUGACUCUCAGCUGAAGAUUAUCAUCCGACCCUUCUACUCCAACCCCCCCGUCCACGGUGCCCGAAUCGCCGCCACCAUCCUCAACAACCCCGAGCUCAAGAAGCAGUGGCUCGGUGAGGUCAAGCAGAUGGCCGACCGAAUGAUCAAGAUGCGAGCUCUGCUCAAGGAGAACCUCGAGAGACUUGGCUCCCAGCAGAACUGGGACCACGUCACCUCUCAGAUUGGUAUGUUCUGCUACACCGGUCUGUCUCCUGAGCAGGUUGAGCGACUUGCCAAGGAGUUCUCCGUCUACGGAACCAAGGACGGCCGAAUCUCCAUUGCCGGAAUCACCUCUCAGAACGUCGGCCGACUGGCCCAGGCUAUCUACGAGGUGACCAAAUAG
This is a messenger RNA of Yarrowia lipolytica CLIB122, 1302 nucleotides long. RefSeq lists its product as uncharacterized. Gene Ontology annotation, cellular component: mitochondrion. Gene Ontology annotation, molecular function: pyridoxal phosphate binding; L-aspartate:2-oxoglutarate transaminase activity. NCBI's taxonomy places the organism in Eukaryota, Fungi, Ascomycota, Dipodascomycetes, Dipodascales. Gene Ontology annotation, biological process: biosynthetic process; L-aspartate catabolic process. The record is from RefSeq and is a predicted model, not a curated record.